CCGAUUUGUGUGUGUUAUCUGCACCACCGCGACGGCGGUCAGUAGCCAUCUAGACCGUCUCCGAUAAACAGUCUCCGCGGGACUCGCCAACUGCCGCUACCAGUCACCGCGGUAACACGCGCGUCAACCGUAUACCUACUUCGGUGCCCGCCGGUUUCGUGUCACCUAAUACUCACGGACCAAUACCGCGAAUUAUAUCAAAAAUCUCAGAAUCUGAAACUACAGCAAUGAACUUAAACACCUCAGAACGUCCUGAAAAUGACAAAGUUUUAAAAACACAAAACGAUGAUGACCAAAGAAGAAAACCCAUGUUUUUAUUUAGCGUAGAUUACAUAUUGAAUAAAGCCGGGGAGACGAAUGCUAAAGAUGAUACCGAUCAACAAAAUAAACAGCACUUUGACUGGUUGUAUUGUACACGAUUCAAGCCUCCAAAACUUGACAGAAUAAAAAGGAAGGAUGGGCAACAUAGACAAAAACGGAGACCUGGACGUAAUCCCAGGAUACCAUUUACCACUCAACAAGUUACGGUAUUGGAACAUGAAUUCCGCCGGAGCGCAUAUUUAGGAGGAACUAACGAUGUACAUGUAUUGUCUGACAGAUUGCGACUAUCAGAAAGUAGAAUAAAAAUAUGGUUUCAAAAUCGUAGGGCCAGAGAACGUAGAGAUCAUCACAGUGGAUGUUCACCUGGAUCAUCUAGUACUAACUCUACUAAUUAUUCUCAACAACAACUGCCAAUAUCAUCUACGUCUGCAUUCAAACCAUUGAUGCCAUCACACACUUAUAUUGAAGGAAAUGAUUCUUCGUCUUGAAAACAAAACUUAUAAAAUAUAUCUUAGCAAACAAAAUUAAUUAAAUGCAAAAUGUUCCCUGCAAACUUUACAUGAAAUAUUUUAAAUAUAAGUUUGUAUCAUUUUAAUAUAAUGUGAUUUAUAUAUAAUUGGAAUUGUUUUCAAUAUCUUAGAUUUUUAUACGUUGCACGUUGUAUUA
This is a messenger RNA of Melanaphis sacchari, 987 nucleotides long. Its product is annotated as homeobox protein MSX-1-like. The record is from RefSeq and is a predicted model, not a curated record. Gene Ontology annotation, cellular component: nucleus. The transcript has 4 exons. Gene Ontology annotation, biological process: regulation of transcription by RNA polymerase II; embryonic morphogenesis. The coding region runs from base 228 to 809 and encodes 193 amino acids. Lineage: Eukaryota; Metazoa; Arthropoda; Insecta; Hemiptera; Aphididae. Gene Ontology annotation, molecular function: DNA-binding transcription factor activity, RNA polymerase II-specific; RNA polymerase II transcription regulatory region sequence-specific DNA binding.